AAAUGUUUUGAAUCUUUUGGGUAUGAUUAAUGGUCGUAAGACUGAAUGAUUACUCACCUGAAAACAAUCAAUUCACGUCAUCGCUAAUACAAGAUGGCACCAACCAGGGGUGGAAAGAAUGAAACAGAGAUAAGUAAACUAACGAAAGAUUUACUUAAAGAUUACGAACAAAGAGCUAAUCAUUAUGAAGUGGCAUCUUGUAAUUCAGUCAAAUUGUGUUUCAAAAAGGCUGCCGAUGAUAAUCAAUAUUUAACAAGACUUUUAAUUGAUCCACAAGAUCAUAAAACAGUUGACUAUUGGAUUGAUGAUAAAUUAACUGUUGAUAAAAGUGCAAUUUUACAAGCAAAAGACAUUGAAAAUAAACAACUGAAAGAAAAACGAUUAGUGAAAAUUUUACCCUUAAUUGAAACAAUACGAGCGAAAAGGUAUACAGCAAUACAAGAAAUAGAUGUAUGGGAUUGUCAUAUUGAAAAUGAUGAUAUGAUUGCAUUGACUCAAUUAGUCAAUAAAGGAUGCUAUCUUAUUACACGUAUUGAAUUAAUCAACUGUUUUUUGAAUACGAAAUGCAUUCAUUUAUUGGCAGUUAAUAUAGCUCUUUCUAAAAUACUACGUGAAUUAUGUUUGGAUUUUAAUGAAAUUGGUGAACAAGGCUGUCAUGCAUUAUGUGAUGGUUUAAUCAAAAAUCGUUAUCUUAUUUAUCUGAGUUUACGUUUUUGUGGUCUCACUAAACAAUGUGGUGUUUGGCUUGGAGAUAUAAUUGCAGAAACAGCUAUAAGACAGCUCAUUCUUGACGGAAACUCUUUAGAAGCUGAAGGAACUAUAGCUUUACUUAGUCAAAUUUCUGAUGCUGCAGAGAAAGAAGGACAUGAACGCGCUGAAGAGAUCAGAAAGAAACAACUAGCAGCAGAGGAGAGUGAAAAUAAAGACCGAGCGGUAUUGAACAACCCCACUGCUGUAGCAGAGGGAGAAAAUGCUAAUGCUGGCCCAGCGCCUCAAUCUUCACCACCAAAAGCUUCAUCAAAAAAUAAAGGUGGUAAAAAGGAUAAAAACCAACCGUUAGUUCCUCCUUCUGGUCCACAAAUUUCUGUUUUAAAAUUAGCCGAUAAUGCAAUUAAUCAUUACGGUGAAGGAGGAAAUAUUACUACAGUGAAAUGUAUGCAAAUAAUAAAAAGCAUAAUUUCAUACAGUAAGGAUUUAGAAGAAAUUGAUUUAUUUGCUAAUGAUAUUGGUGAUCUUGCUGCCAGACAAAUUUUGGAAGGGCUAUUAUGUCGUAAGGAUGCUAAAUUACCAAAGAUUGGUGUACGUCUAGGUCACCGUAUUAAUCAAGAUACAUUUGAUAAGGUACAAAAAUUAGCACCUGGUCCGAAGAAGAAAAAGGGUAAAAAAGGCAAAAAGUAAAAUUUAGUCGAGAAUAAAUUGCAACACAUUGGAUAUAUAAAUGAAGAUUAUACACAAAUAAAUUUUCUAAUACAAUAAUCUUUGCAUUUAAACUGCUCACAAAUAUUCCUAUUAUUAUUAAUAUUAUUUUUAUUAAUAUCAAAGAACAAAAAAUUUUCCUUAUAUAAAG
This is a messenger RNA of Schistosoma turkestanicum, 1567 nucleotides long. The record is from the annotation of a GenBank genome assembly. NCBI's taxonomy places the organism in Eukaryota, Metazoa, Platyhelminthes, Trematoda, Strigeidida, Schistosomatidae.